Molecule: messenger RNA, 1760 nt
Organism: Lycium barbarum (goji berry)
Lineage: Eukaryota; Viridiplantae; Streptophyta; Magnoliopsida; Solanales; Solanaceae
Product: protein STRUBBELIG-RECEPTOR FAMILY 3-like
Exons: 13
Coding region: 285-857 (190 amino acids)
Molecular function (GO): protein binding
Source: RefSeq, a predicted model, not a curated record
GCUUGAGUUUCGACCAGGGGCAAAACCGUAAUUCGGGCCCGCUCCCAUUAUUAAUUAAAAUUAAAAUAGGGCAGAUAUUCUGCAUUUUCUACAAAGUUGUACGGCUUUCUCCAUCGAUCGCUUUUUAUUUUCCCCUGCUUUCAAGAGCUUUGAGUGUUCUUGUUGUGCAGGCAGGAAGCAAAUUUAGCUAUGAGAAUGAGCUAUAUUUAGGAAACAAAUUCUUGACACGUGAUCGUGAUUGUGUGUGGUGUACCAAAGGACAUGGAAAUCUAGGAGAAAAAGAUAUGAGAAUGAGCCAUGGCGUAUGCAAUGGGACAAAUGUAUUAUCCAUUCAAUUAAAUGUUGCUAACUUAGCAGGUGAACUUGGGGAUAACUUGGCAUCAUUUUCUUUUCUCAAAACGAUAGAUCUGAGUAACAAUCACAUUGGCGGAACCAUCCCAUCCAAUCUGCCAGUUACAUUGCAGAAUAUUUUUCUCUCAGAUAAUGAUAUAACCGGAAGUAUCCCCAGCUCUUUAUCUUCCCUAAGUCAAUUAUCAGCAAUGCCUAUCAAUGGAAACCAACUGACUGGAGAAAUUCCUGAUUCCUUUCAAGGCCUUACAGCAUUGGUUAAUUUUGAUUUGUCAAGUAACAGUUUCAGCGGAGCUUUGCCGUCAUUAAUAGGAAACUUGUCCUCGCUGACCACUCUACAUUUGCAGAAUAACCAGCUUUCUGGAACUCUUGAUGUUCUACAAGAUCUUCCCCUCGCAGAUUUGAAUGUGGAAAAUAACCUGUUUAAUGGGCCCAUAUCUCAGAAGUUGUUUUCUGUUCCCACUUUCAAGAACUAUAGAUUUGGAAUCAGGACUUCACAAGUUGCCUAGGCUAGAAUCAUAAGAGACUGGACCAUAUACGUUGGACUGUUUUGAAAGGAAAUGGGUAAGAUCAAGAGCUCUUUUUUUUAUUCCCCGUGGUAUUUCUUACUAUGAUUAUACUUCUCCAUUACGGUCAAUUUUUCUCACUGAAAUAGAUACUGAUUCAUCCUAUUUUUUCGAGGGUUUCAUAAUUGGACCUUGAACCCCUUUCAUAUGAUGGGAGUUGCCGGUGUAUUUGGCGCUGCUUUGCUAUGCGCCAUUCAAGAAUAAAAAAAGGGAGAGGGUGUGGGGAGAAAUGACAAGAAGAUAUUGGAACAUAAAUUUGGAAGAGAUGAUGGAUGCAGGAGUUCAUUUUGGUCAUGGUACUAGGAAAUGGAAUCCUAAAAUGGCGCCUUAUAUCUCGGCAAAGCGUAAGGGGGUGGGGUUUUGCAGUGUAAAUACUACUGUUCAAUAUGGUUGGCUUUUUAAAUGCACUUGACGCUACUUUUGGUACUGCUUCCGUGCAUCUUCACUGCUGCUCGACUUUUGCUUUUGCUCUAUCCAUUUUGAAAAUAGUCAAAAACACUAUCAGUGCACUACCAGAUUUUCAAGGACGGCUCUUUGCUUUCUCAUCUGGAUGUUGUCAGUAUUUUGCUGAACUCUCUCUUCAAUGUUCUUCGGCUUCUUUUCCAUUGUACUUCUGAGCUAUUGUGUGCUGCUUCGUCCGAUUUUCUGGUACUUUUUGCCAAACACUACUCAGAACUAGCCUACGAAGAAAGCAGCACACAAGACGCAAUGUCAUAUCCAUGAUGUAGAUAGUAUAGCAUGUAAAUAGUUUCUAUGUAAAUUAUGCAGCAAUCAAUGUAUGUAAACAACAACAUAACACUUGCCAACCAUAAUAUCCAUAAAUCAUGCUAUUUCAGCUUCUGUUCA